This is a messenger RNA of Gilbertella persicaria, 2538 nucleotides long. RefSeq lists its product as uncharacterized. The transcript has 7 exons. The record is from RefSeq and is a predicted model, not a curated record. Gene Ontology annotation, molecular function: zinc ion binding. The coding region runs from base 20 to 2476 and encodes 818 amino acids. Lineage: Eukaryota; Fungi; Mucoromycota; Mucoromycetes; Mucorales; Choanephoraceae.
UUCUUUUCACUUAUUCAUUAUGAGUCGAGUUUGGUUUAAGAUUAUUUUUCCUCAAAAGUCAGAAAUAUGUAUUGUACCAUUGAUUACCCUUGGGUUGGCAUCAAAUUACUUAUCAGAAUUGAAGGACAAUACAAGAACCGCUUUUGACCUGGACAAAGACUAUGACUUCUAUUUCACUUUUAUUGAUAAUGAAGGAGAUGAGAUUUCCAUCAAAAAUAAUUCUGACCUGUUUAACCGUAUUGUUUCAGCAGACGCUCAUACCAAUACCAAUAUCAAGCUUAAAAUAAUUCCUGCUGGUCAUCAAAACUUCAAUAUAACUGAUCAAAAAGAACCCAACGUAUCCGAAUCCAUUCAAUCCAUGAUGAAACAUUUGGAAUUGGGAAUAAACAAUCUCCAAGCAACCGUCGAAAGAAGCGCAGCAACCACAGUAGAUAACGUUGUCAAAACUGCUGCAGAAACAGCUGCACAAGUCUAUCGCUCACUCUUGUCGACACCUAGUUUAUCUGAACAACCUCAGUUUGAUGUUAUCUGUGAUGGAUGCUAUUCUCCUAUUAGAGGUCAAAGAUACCGUUGUGAAACUUGUGAUGAUUUUGAUUUAUGCAGUACUUGUAAAUCGCGUGUGAACCAUAAUCCAAGCCAUAAUUUCCGACAUAUCAGUACAGUCAACAACAAUAUUCCUUUAAGUACGCCUGAGCCUUAUGUUUCUGAUGAAAGCUCCUGUAGUAGCUAUUGGACACAUAACUUGUUUAUUUGUGAUUAUUGUGAUACUGAGAUUGUUGGUAUUCGACAUACGUGUGGUGCUUGUCCAGACUUUGAUGUUUGCCAUUCGUGCUUCUCUACUGUCAAAGAGAACCAUCCUAGACAACACACCUUUGUCACUCGUCUGGUUGGAGCACAAGCAGCCAACCGAAACCUCACCAGACGAAGAAAUAAGCAUACGACAUCACAUGAUAUGGUUCCCACAACAAAGCAUGUUGGAGUCCGAUGUGAUUCUUGCGAUGUAUCCAUUGAAGGUAUUCGUUUCAAGUGUGGACACUGUGCCAACUAUGAUUUGUGCGAGACUUGUGAAGAACAUGCUUUUUCGAUUCAUGACAAAAACCAUGUCUUUAUUAAAAUAAGACGUCCUAUCCGAAGCAUUACAGACAUACCUUUAUUACCCAGAUUCAAUUUUCUGUAUCCAGAACCAGUCAAACAAACAAACAAGACAUCAGAAUCAUCUUCAAGUAGAUCAAAUUCUGUAGAUAUCAUCUCAAAACCAGAAGAAAUCAAUAGUUCAACUUCUCUGCCAGGACCUAUCAUUGCUGCUUCGUUUGUUGCAGACUUGAACAUUCCUGACGGUACCAUUAUCGUACCCAAAAAGACAUUUAUCAAGAUGUGGAAAGUGAAAAACACUGGUAAUGUUGAAUGGCCUAUUGGGUCACAUCUCUUGUUCAACGGAGGAUCCAUUUUGAGACCCUAUCCUAUUUCUCGUCCAGACUGCUUUGCUGUUCCAGUCAUAGCUCCCAAUGAAGAAACAUGUGUCUCUGCUGAGCUUCAAGCGCCUGACUCACCUGGUAGCUAUACUAGUUUUUUCUGUUUAUGUGCACCAAAUGGUGAACGUUUUGGCGAUAAUUUGUGGUGCACAAUAACCGUAGAUGAAGAUCUUGAGCCUGAUAAAGGCCAUAGUAAUACGGCAACAUCAUCAAAGUCACCUGUUAUGAUAAAUUCGCAUACAAUGAUAUAUCCAAAAAUUUCCACGUCACCUUUAUUACAUGAUUCAGACAAAGAGCAAGAACAUUUUGAAGAAGUGUCUCAUACAGAUUUAGAAGUUCAUGAUAACUCUUCAGAAACUACAGGAGACCAUGCUUCAGACAGAAGUCGAGGACGCUUUGAUGAAAUGUUACACUUAGGCGAACAAGAAGAAAAAUCGAGACAACAUAUUAAAUACGAUGGUGACAAUUCAUCAGAGACAACAGGAGACCAUAAUUCAACCGUCGAAACAAAUACUACAUAUACUUACACAGAUAGUCAAGUCAGUAGUCCUACACCAUCCGAACUUGAUCUUGGCGAUUGUAAUAAUCACAGAUUCGAUUCAGAUAUCGACAGUGAUGAAUUCUCUAACCAUGCUUAUCAUGUAAUUAGUCCUUCAGCUAGUGUUACAAUCACGUUUGAUCAUGAAAGAAAUACAUUGAAUAGUGUUGAGGAAGAAGAAGAUUUUGUUUUGAUUGAAGAGCAGGACAAAGUAACAACAAUUGAAAUUAAAGAUGCAUCGAAUAUUUCUGUAGGACAUAGCGAUCUCGUUUCUUCUGCACAUUCAACAAAUACUAUUACCCCAAAUGAAAUACAAUCAGUCUAUGAAGAUUUGCCUUAUCGAUCACAACUUUUGCAGUUGCAUGAAAUGGGAUUCACGUCCUAUGAUGAUUUGGCCUUGAGUCUCUUGAGAUUGUAUAAAGGGGAAUUGGACAAAGUAGUUUCUAAACUUCUCGAGUAUCCAUAAUCUCUUUUCUCUUUAAACCAAUUAUUUAAUAUGUAUAUUUUAAAUAAAUCAGUAUCUAUGAA